AUGGACUACAAUGAUCAUUCAGAUGAUCUUUAUGAUCCUGGCUCUGAUGCUUAUGACGAGGAGACUGACCCAUCACAGGAUACACUUCCCAGUAAACCUUCUAAGGUGAUGACUGACAAUGGGGCCUCAGGGGACACCGAUAGUAUCUUAGACCCUCAAGGUGAACCCCUAUUUGAUCCUGACGACUUACACCGCCCACAGUCAGCAGACUGGUCCCCAUCAGACCAUAUGGCUAGAUAUGUGUCUAGGUUAUGCAAGCCUUUAGACAAGGCAACUAAAAAUAAAUUACGGGCUGAAUGCCCAUACCCCACUUGUAAGAUGCUCUCAGUAGGUCCCCAAAUUGUCCAAAAUUGUCCAAUUUCUGGGUAAGACAGGCUGGAAGCCUAAUAAACGCUUGGAUUUUUCACUCUGUAACUGUCAGGAUACUGGCCAAUCUUGGGCCCAGCAGCAAAGAUAUGGAUGAAGAUGACCAAGAGCUAGAACAUGCUACCAUAUGUGGCUGGAUACAGAGAAUUAUAUGCUUGGUUGGCAAUGCCAACACUGCGAUGGCCACGGAGUGUCACAAGUCCAUUCUGCUCAAAAUUUAGUCAAAAUUAGUCAACAUGGCUCUGAACGAGCCAGGCACACAGGCAAAAGGUCUACUCUUUGAAAUAAUUAUGUAAAGGAAUUAGGCUCAUUUGUAUAUACCUUUACCGCCCUUGAUAAAUAUCCGCAACGUUUUCAACCUCAUCGGUUUUGGUGGGGCCGGAAGAGUCAGGAGCUGUCUGUCCAGCCAGGUUAACAGAAGUUCUUUUAGACAAAACAGGGACAAGCCAAUUUCUUCGAACAGCAAAAUGCACCAGCCUUCUUCCGACAACGUGGCGGCCCUGGGCUGCUCAUGGCACACGAGGUGCUCCUUCAGUGUCAGGUCUACAUGGGCAGCGGACCAUCGCGUCCGCAUGCCACUUGCAGCAACUUCAAUUAUGCCCUCACUGCUCACGGCGACUUCCUAUGCCCACACGCUGCUUGCGGUAUCGCCACCCUUCCUCUUUCCAUGA
Molecule: messenger RNA, 1037 nt
Organism: Pelobates cultripes (western spadefoot toad)
Lineage: Eukaryota; Metazoa; Chordata; Amphibia; Anura; Pelobatidae
Source: the annotation of a GenBank genome assembly